AUGAGCCAGCUGCUCUCGCACAUUUCUCUGUCCUCGCUGGGCGAGACGUGUGCAUCCUACUUAGACCACGUCACCACCAACCUUCCUCCGUCCUUGCACACUCUCCACCAUCAACUCAUCGCCACGCUCUCAUCAGCCAAAGACUCGACUCCCCUGCGCCUGCUUACGCCCUGGCCCGAACUACUAGCGGACCACCCCGACGGCGCAUACACCACACCCGUCGCUUACACCCUCAUCGUCUGUACAAUUGUCAUUCUCGUCAUGUCCUGGCGCACUCCGUUCGCCAACUUCUGGCGCCGCGGUUACACCAACGUCGACAAUACCCCCCAAGUCACCGACAACGACUACAGCUACAUCACACAAGAUGAUAUCGUCAACCCACCCGCGAACACGUAUCGCAAUCAAUACGCAGGAGCGGAGGAUACCGAGCCCGACACUCUUAUUCUGAAACACCGCAAGGAAAAGUACGAUCUGCACUUCCCGGCUUACGCUAUCAACGACGGCGCCCUCAGCGUGGGUCAACUGAGACAGCGGGCAGCGGAGGCGACGCGCACCCCUGAUCCGAAGCGGAUCAAACUGCUCUACAAGGGGAAGUUGUUGGACAACGACUCGCUGCCGUGUCGGUCGGAGGGUCUCAAACAACAGUCGGAAGUGCUAUGUGUCGUCUCCGGAGUGGAGCCGGGGGAGAGCUCGCCUAGUGAAUUGUCCGAGGCGGAGGCUGACAGGAACGCGGAAUCCGCCCGUCAGGAGGGAUCUGGUCGCAAGAAGUCGGGCAAGAACAAGAAGCGCAACGGCAAGAAGAAGGGCAGAAAGCAGGCCGACGGCUCAACUACCCUCCCACCUCCCGCCGAAGAACCUCCGCGCCCGUCCAACGGAACCGGCAUGCCGCCCCCAGCACCCAAUUUGAAGUCGUUCAACAACCCGAUCGACCAAGUGAACGCCCUGUCGUCGUACCUGCAGCGUGAGCUUGUUCCUCUCUGCGAGGACUACAUCACGAACACACCGGCGGAUGCCAAGUCGCGCGAGUUCGAGUAUAAGAAGCUGACGGAGACGAUCCUGGCGCAGGUUCUUCUGAAUGCGGACAACAUCAACCCCGACGGUGUGCAGGAGAUCCGUGAUGCGCGUCGGGCUCUUGUCAAGUCAGCUCAGAACGCGCUCAACAGUCUGGACCAGGUCAGCAGGACAUAA
Molecule: messenger RNA, 1188 nt
Organism: Aspergillus tubingensis
Lineage: Eukaryota; Fungi; Ascomycota; Eurotiomycetes; Eurotiales; Aspergillaceae
Product: BAG family molecular chaperone regulator
Exons: 1
Coding region: 1-1188 (395 amino acids)
Molecular function (GO): protein-folding chaperone binding
Source: RefSeq, a predicted model, not a curated record